ACGAGUCCGUGAACGUCAAGUUAAGUGAUUAGAUAAAGAAGUAAACAAUACAAUUUUUCUGCAUUUUGGACUUGAUAUUGUUUAAAUUCACUUUCUGUGCUUAGAAUUACAUGUUUCCUAAAGUUUUGUGAAAAGAAAGUAGUAAAAUUGAUCGGUAAAUAAAGCGUCAGUAGUGAAAACAUGACAUAGAUUUGGUUAAACAAUUUAGUAAAUAUAUACACAAAAACAAAAAAUGAUCCACAUAAAUGAUCUGCCGUUAGAAUCUUUCCUUGAAAUACUAUCCAAAGCAGAUGGAUGCACGAUUGGGAUAUGCCGAAGAGUGAGUAAAAAUUGGAAAGAAAUAAUCGAUGGCACAGACUUACUUUGGCAAGAAUUUUGCAAGAAAGAGUUCAAACAUUCCUCUAUUAUUGCGAGAAGAAAAUCCGAGAAAGAUACGAGCUGGUACCACAUCUACAAGAAUCUGAAAACAUGGUCGAACAUUUCGAAAAUUGAGAGUAAAACGAGGGAGUUUUAUAAUUUUUCUCUGCACGAUAAAUGUCAUGCAUUGGAGAUUGACAAUGGAAUUUUACCGUUAAAAGACACCCGAGGAGUUGUUCUUUACGAUAUGAAUACAAUGAAAAACAUACCUGUAGUAGUACCUGAGAAAAACUGCUUGAAAGUUGCACAUAAUGAUUGUGCUUCAGCCAUUAUGAUAAAAUCAGGACUUUUAAUACAAAGAACCGUUUCUAAUCCAAACUUCAUGUCUGAGGCGUUUUUCAAAGCUGAUGACUUCGUUUUAGCCGAGAAUGCUAUGUACUUCUUUAAUAACCGAGACAUUUUCAAAUGUGAUUUGGGUCAUGAAAAUUUGUCUUCAAAAUUGAUUCUACAUUGCGACUAUGAUAUAAAAGUUAUGCAGUACAACAGCAAUGUUUUAUACAUCUUUACCGAUUGUGGAAAGAUAGUAACUAUUGUUAACGAACAGCUAGAUUCUGUCAAACCAAUCGCAGUACCUCCAGAAUGGCUAAAGCAGGUUAAACAUAUAACAGCUAUCAACGAUAAAAACUAUGUUUGUUAUUCACGGAUUUUAUUCAAAAUAGAAACAGAUACGUACAAGCAUUUGUACAUAGAGUUUCCUCCGAUAACUGCAUUAUUCUUUUACGGAGAUAUAGUUUUGAUUGGAACUAAGAACAGUGAGAUCUUGUUAUACCGUCUGUCAAGCCAAAAGUACAAGGUUACACCAAUUUUUGAAAGACUCGGAGAACUGCCGGAUGGGAAGUAUGCAGUACAACUAGAUGUUUGCGAGAGAAAAUCUGGACCAGUCAUUGUUGCUGCUACAUUUUUUGAGAUAUUCAUAUUUGAAUACGACUUCUUUCCUAAUGACAAUGUGGACCGCAUGAAGAAGACCUUUACCUCCAACAAGCUCUGCAUUUACAAGAGACUUCUCCGACUGAAGGACAGGCUGCAGUGUCAAUCCUUCAUUUAAUUAAACGAUUAACCCUUUGAUGGCCCAAGACGUCAAUGGGGGGCCUACCGCGAACCACGUUCGACUUGUUGCCUCCCUGUCACACUUACGUACGAAUCAGGGAUGUUGCGGAUGCCGAUUUUUUGACAUCCGCGGACGCGGAUGCGGAUGCGAAUUUGUAAAGGCUCACAUCCGCGGAUGCGGAUGUAUAGAUUAGUCACAUAAAAAAACGUCAAAUAUUACACUUUAAUAUUUUUAAUUAAAAAAAACGAAACUUUUAGUAUUUGAACAUGAAUAUAGAUGCCCCACAAUCGCAUUACUAUACUAAAGUCCAAAUAAAUCAAACUUUUCACUUCUUGUCGCUGUCCGUCAUAGGGUAAAGUGCUCGAUCGACGAAUCACAAAAACGUAACGAGAUUCCUAUUGGCUAAUGACGAAAUUACCUAGCACUUACGCCGCCGCUAAGACGUUCCUGCACCUACCUGUUCCACAUCCGCAUCCGCAUUAAGUUCCGCAUCGAUUUUAUGCGGAUGCGGAUGCUGAUGUUGAAAAUAAUGCGGAAGUUCCGCGGUUGCGGAUGCGGAUGCGAAUAUUUGCAACAUCCCUGGUACGAAUUUACAAGUGCGACAGAGAGGCAACACGUUGAACUUGGUGCGCGGUAAGGCCCGCUGAAGCGCUAUAGCCCAAUACUAGGGAUGUACCGACUAGUCGGGAAAGCCGACUAUCCGGCCACGUUUGUAGUCGGCGACUAGUCGGCGACUAGUCGGCAAAAUUAGCCGAAUAGUCGGCACUAUUUAAUCUUCAGGAAAGAUAAGAUUUUUAUUUCAACUCUUUCAAUUCUACUCUAACAAAAACAGUCUUUGAUAUUCUGUUGACGUUGAGAAUCUCAACAUUGAGAAUACUUUGAGAAUACAACGUUGAGAAUAACAACUUGAGAUUGGCUGGCCGCUGGAGCUGAUAUAGCCGCCGGUGUCGGUGAUGGUGUCGGCGGUAGUUGCGGCAGAGAAAUGGAACAAGGUGAUGAAUCGCUAGAUUUAAUUGCAGCGGCCAGCUGAGGCAUUUGGUGUUUGUUUUUAUAUUUGAUAUGAUUUAGUAACGAGCACUGGGUGCACCUCACUUUAUUUGCAUCGCCUUCAGCAUCUUCCCUUCCUUUUCGACAUUUUUCGUAUUUAUUAAGAGCACUAUAUGUAUUAUUUAUUUAAACAGUUAUUACAAUUUCUUGUUUUCGCUAUGAAACACGAAAGGGCGACUAAUAAAUCACGAAAACUUAGGUAGACAAAACUAGUCAUACGUAAACAUGAACGCAAGAC
Cydia strobilella is the source of this 2750-nucleotide messenger RNA. RefSeq lists its product as uncharacterized. The record is from RefSeq and is a predicted model, not a curated record. The transcript has 2 exons. Bases 233 to 1462 code for a protein of 409 amino acids. Gene Ontology annotation, molecular function: protein binding. Lineage: Eukaryota; Metazoa; Arthropoda; Insecta; Lepidoptera; Tortricidae.